Molecule: messenger RNA, 660 nt
Organism: Fraxinus pennsylvanica
Lineage: Eukaryota; Viridiplantae; Streptophyta; Magnoliopsida; Lamiales; Oleaceae
Source: the annotation of a GenBank genome assembly
AUGGGAUCUUCAUCGGAGGAUGAGGGUGAGGAGUACUUGUUCAAGAUAGUGAUUAUCGGAGAUUCAGCUGUCGGCAAGUCAAAUUUGCUAUCUCGCUAUGCCAGAAACGAGUUCAACUUGCAUUCAAAGGCCACAAUUGGAGUCGAGUUCCAGACACAAACACUCGAAAUUGAUGGCAAAGAAGUUAAGGCUCAGAUUUGGGACACCGCCGGCCAGGAGCGAUUCAGGGCCGUCACUUCUGCUUACUACCGCGGUGCCUUUGGUGCUCUUAUUGUUUACGAUAUUAGUCGAAGCUCUACAUUUGAUAGUAUCCCUCGAUGGCUUGAUGAACUCAAGACUCAUUCUGAUACAACUAUUGCAAGGAUGCUUGUGGGGAAUAAAUGUGAUUUGGAGAAUAUAAGGGCUGUAAGUGUUGAAGAAGGCAAAAGCCUCGCGGAAACAGAAGGGUUGUUUUUUAUGGAGACUUCUGCAUUGGAUUCAACAAAUGUUCAGAAGGCUUUCGAAAUUGUUAUUCGUGAGAUUUAUAAUAAUGUCAGCAGGAAGGUCUUGAAUUCUGAUUCUUACAAAGCAGAAUUAUCGGUGAACAGGGUUUCCCUCGUUAAAGAUGGCAGCGAAGUAUCUAAGAAGACUCAAGGAUCGUACUCUUGUUGUUCAAGGUGA